Molecule: messenger RNA, 4866 nt
Organism: Leptidea sinapis
Lineage: Eukaryota; Metazoa; Arthropoda; Insecta; Lepidoptera; Pieridae
Gene: scra
Product: anillin
Exons: 21
Coding region: 196-4032 (1278 amino acids)
Biological process (GO): mitotic cytokinesis; septin ring organization; actomyosin contractile ring assembly
Cellular component (GO): actomyosin contractile ring
Source: RefSeq, a predicted model, not a curated record
UGUUGUUGAACUUUGAAGCAUUGAAUGUUGUGAGAAACAGGAAAGUGGAAACUGGAAAGGAAGGAUCAGUAACGGGCAAUUUAUUGAAUUUUUAAAGAACCAUAAUCUAUUGGUGUCCAAUUUAUUAUUCGGAAUCUAUGAUGUGUUUUGAAUCUAGUUUAUGAGUUUCAAGCAGGAAUAUACCUACCUAUUAAAAUGGAUCCGUUUACUCAACGAAUGUUGGAGAGGGCACGAGCCAGGCAGGAAAAGAUAGAUCAAAAACUGGCAAAUUCAGGACAAGCUGUGCCAAAAAGAAAACCACUUUCUGAAAACGUAGAUGUAAACCCAAAAGCGUCCCCAGGAAAUUCACCUAAUAAAAUAAUUAAACAAACUAAUUCUUCACCUAAAAAGCCGUUCAAAGAAUCAAAUAUUCAUGAUACACCUGUAAUAAAACGUGCAAUAGAAAAGUCAGCAAUAGAUUCAUCACAUAAACGAAAUGAUGUUAUAGUCACGAAGAAAGAGUUUAAAAGCCCUAAGCGGGGAAGUUUGACACGAAGAAACUCCGAUGUAUCUGUUGAAAUUAACAUAUCACAUCGUAAUGAUAUUCAAAUUGAAGUACAGGUUGAGGAAAGAGACGCACCAAUUAGCAUCAUGUAUGAUCCUUCUAUAGAAAGAGGAAAUAAUGUUGUAAUUGAAGAGAGCAAAAUACAACACCAUUCACAGGCAGUUGAAAUGGCUGAUGAAAAGUCUGAUAGGGAGAACCACCGCUACAAAUUUAAAUCAAGAUUAGACAGGCUGGGAAAUCUAUAUUCUGACAAACCAAACCUCUCGUCUCCUAUUCACCGUACAGAGUCUGAGUUCACAUCUGCAACACCACCUUCAGUACCUCAGAUGGAAGUCAAGCCAGCGAAUAAACCGGAUGGCAAGAAGAAGUUUGGUAGACUUGCUGCACUGGCUGACCAGAUAAAUAACUGGGAGGAUGAUCUGAGUCACCAUACUUAUCACCCAGAAAGUAAUAAGCCAAUACAGAAACAUGACGAUAAACUAGAGUCUUCUACGUUGGAUAUAUCUAUUCACUCAAUCAACGAUAUCAACAAAGCUCUGCAGAAAACAGAUAAGUCUAAGACAAAACCUACAUUAAAAGCACCAACCCACCAAGGACAGCAUUUGAAUAAGCAAAUAGUAGCUGAGUUGGAGGGCGACGGGUUCCGGCGUGUGUCGGACAACCAAUCGCGGCUCGUCUACAAUUUCGCCCCGAAGACACACGAACGCGCCCGACAGGUCCCGAGCUCGUCAACAACCCCCAGUGAAGCUUCAGCCCCCAACAUGGCCACUGUGGUGGCCGCGCCGAUCGCAACAGUCACGAAAAAGCCGUCAAUCAAAAAAUAUAAAGCUCCAACACCGCCCAGGAACGAUUGUGACGAUAAGGACAAAGAGAAUAACGUCAUAGAACGCGAAGAGAACUACAACGGCGCAAGUGUUGAUUCUAUACAAACAAAGCAAGACAAACCGGCGAAUUCUCCCGUUGUUAAGAGAUUCGCUCAACUGAACGGAAAUGCAGAUCGGAAUUCAGUGCUCUCCAGAGCUGCGAUGUUUGAAUCGGGCAGUCCCAAGUCCAAGGAGAAGGACCCGGCCGAGAUGAGUUUGCGGGAGCGGAAGGCAUUGUUCGAAAAGAAUAAGGGGACAGUUAUUGUGCCGAAAGCCCCGUUCGGAAUGGCACCCUCAAUAAAAACAUUGCAAGGAAACAGAGACAAACCGCCCCAGAAGCAAGUCCAAACAGCGUCAAACAAGAGCUCUGACACGUCGAGGACUGGCUCCAAAGACAGCGUCGCUGAAGACAAUAUCAGCCAAAGCUCGUUGGUUGGUGGUAUCAAAGGAAAGUUGGCCGCACUGUUCAGCAAGGAACAGACAAUAAGCGAGGCGACUAUAGUGAAUAAGUUUAAGCAAGAGAGAGAGAAGGAGAUGGAGAUGUUGCAGAAUAGAUUCCAUUAUAAGCCAAAGCAACCAUCAAAGGCUGAUGACUCGGAUGAUGAUCACAGCGAAAACGACCCGUCGGAGAAGGCUCCGCUGAUGGGCAGCACCACAAGCCUGUCCCAGGCUAAUAAGAAACCAGAAAUUAUAGCUAACGUGCCAAAAGUAAUCGAGAAACAAGCUGAGAAGGAAACAGAAGAAGACAAAGUUGUGGGUGCACAGCCUAUUAAACGUAGAAGUUCACAACAUGACGCUGCGGUGGUACUUUCCAUAAUAGACGAUGUCAAAAGGGUCAAGGUAAACAAUAACGCCAAGGAACCAAACGGCGUGGUGUUGCAGCAACCAACGAGUUUAUACCCGCAGCUGUCGGACAUCGAUACGGAAAACACGAGCCGAGAGGACAGCUCAGAUUGCGGUGGCUCUAGCGAGGAGAAGACCCCGGAUAAAUUGAAGAGAGCAGUUGAUCUGAACAAAUCGGACAACUGGGCGGACACCUCGUUUGGCCGGGAAGUAAUGAGUGUGGUAAAGAGAAACAAUACAAGCUACAAGAAGGCCGUACAGAGCGAUUCUGACGAGAGCGGUUGCGACAGUGAGCUGGAUGAUCUGCUGGACGAGGCUCUGCAGCACGAGGGCCCCACGCCGCCCAAGAUGAAUAAGGUGAAUGAGGGCUGCCUCUCAUCAUCCAGUUUCGUGUACCAGGACAAGGGACAGUUCAAGUCGCCGCUGAAGAACCAGCCCCUGGCCACACCCGUCAAGCAGGAUCGUGGCAACGAACUGGUCCACAGCGUGAGCUUCUAUCGAAGAAUGCAAGCCUCCACGACUCCAUCGUCCGCGACGAAAGUAGUGCGGCACGUGUCGCCGGAGCGCGAGCCAGCCGCGAACGACCCCGCGGCCAACGUGUCGACGGUGCGGCAACGCAUUAAGGAGCUUCAGGCAGAGAUAGCCAAACAGCAGACAGUUAUAUCUCAGGCCAGUCAAGCAUUGAACCUGUGUGCAGCCACAAUAGAGUUUAGCGGUUCCACUGAGCAGGCGGAAGGUGAAAGACUGCUUCUCCUGGCGACACACCGGCGUCAAGCCUGUCUCCACGAGGUCCAGCGGCUGCAGGUGGAAGGUGCUGGACCGGCAGCCACUGCCGGCAUGGCCUCGCUGCACAUCAACAGCAUCAGGGUUCCACUUCGCCGGGACUACAUCAGGCAACUGAACGCUGAUGGCGCUGUGGGUCACCACGCGGUGUGCCUGCUCAAGUGCCGCGACCGCGUGCUGGCCAGCAGCAUGCAACUCAGCGAGCCCACGGCGCCGCUGGCCUUCCCCGACGAGAUCCGAAUGCACGGCCUGGCUAGCGACUUUAAGGUGACAAUCGAAGUGUAUCUCCUACAAGCAUCAAAGGAACUUCUACCGCACAAUGUCAAAUAUCACAUAUUCAAUAAGAAGAGCAACUCGAAACUGCUGACUCCGAAAUCAAAGGUUUCGGAACUGAAGGCGCCCCGUGUUCAGAGUCCUGGAGGCCCUACCGUGGUGCGCAGUCCACAGUUCCAGCUCCAUGGCUACUGCAUCUUUGCACUGCAACAGGCGAACCGGACAACCUUCACUCUGAACAAGGUCCCGUGCGGCAGCCCGCUCGAGGGCUCCAUCCACAUGAGCAUCGCGGCCCGAGUGCGAGUGUCUGCUCCGCCGCCGCACGCCGCCUUCCUCACGGCCUUCGACGACGUGAGCGGCCUGGGCGCCUGGCACCGGCGAUGGUUCUCGCUGCGACCGCCCACGCUGUCCUACUGGAAGUACCCGGAUGACGUGCCCAAGAAGAUGCCAAUCGGUGACAUCGAUCUAACGACAGUGAUAUCGGAAAAGGUGACAAGGGCCCCGCGUGACCUCUGCGCCCGUCCCAACACGUUGCUGCUAGAGACGUCCGUACCGGCCGGGCUCAUCGUGGCCGACAGCGGGUCGCUGGUGUACGUCAGGGGUCCCGACGGAGUGGUUCGCAGACGGCACCUGCUCGCUGCCGACACGCCGCGGGACCGGGACGUCUGGCUGGAGAUACUGAACAGGGCUCUGGAGUAUGUCAGGUGUUGCUUAGACGACGACUGAUUGUUGCUUCGACGAUGACUCACUUGAGUAUAUGCAUACGAUUUAAAGGAAUUAAAUUUGUAACCAAAAAUUUGUGAAUGAUGCGGGACUCGAACCCGCGACCGCUCGGAGUCACAACCUGAGAGUUGACCAAGACAUACAAAGAUUUACGAUCUAUGCGUCAUUCGAACAGUUUCCCCAGUUUGUAAGAGCUCUCGGCGGAACCCGAGAGGCACGGCUUCGAGACCCGCAUCGUUCAUAAAUUUUGGUAAAAAAAUUAUUGUCCACAAAAUCAUAAAAAAAUUACUGUUUGAUACCCCGAAAAAAAUAAACCAAAAUUUUUUAUUCAAAAAGGAACCAGUUCACUUCUCGUAUUUGUAGCAAAGAUAUUGAACACAUCGACAAAAAAUAUACUAAAAGUCACAAAACAAAACGAUAACAAUCUUUUGACUUUGGACCUCAAAUACUCAGUUGAGGUUGCAUGGGGACUGGUUCUAUUCUGCAAAGCGCUAGGAAAUUAAUCCCAGAAGUGAGGGUUAUCACUUUAAAAAUAACAAAUUGUUUUGUUUAGAUUUAAAGAAAACUCGAUUUUUUUUACAAAUAUUAUUAGUUUAGAAUAAUGCCUGCCAAUGAUUUGAUGAUAAUAUUAUUUUGAGCAAGAUACUUUUGAAAAGUGCAAUAAUUUCUUGGUAUACCAAAUAUUUGAAAAGCGACACAAAUGGUCAGAGGAAAUUUGAAGUAAAAAAUAUAAAUUUUCAGCAAAAUAUGUCUAUGUUCGUGCGCGCCAAUCGCGCCAUUUUUGUAUUUUGGUAGGCGUUUAGUAUCCGAGUGGGUUGGCUAAUUUUAAGAUUUUUU